UGUCGGUAGCAGAAUCGACGAAAUGGCGAGUCUAGUCAUGGGGUCGCCAUGGCUUCGGAUUUGGGUGUUUCCCGAGCUCCAUCCUCCCUUCUCCCGUCCAGGCCUACCUCUCGAUUCACCGGAGAAAUCUCUCCGUCUCGGCUUCCUCCGCCACUGGUCUCCAGGAGGGCGAGGUGCGCGUCCGUUUCGCUCCGUCGCUGACCGGGAAUCUGCACGUCGGAGGCGCGAGGACGGCGCUAUUCAACUACCUGUUUGCCAGGUGGAUGAAUGGUCAACAUUUAAGAUCUCUUCCUUCAUAAGGGUUGAUCAAGAUUUUUGGGGAUAGAUGGAAGUCCACAGUCAUUCUCCUACAAUCUGAUAGUGAAUUUGUAAAGCUUCCCCUUCUCCUACAAUGGAAAAGGUAUUGGACAGAGAGUUAGCUGAUACUGGAUGGACAUAUUGAUGUGCAGGAUGCGACUGAACUAUUGAAGGAUGGAAUUGAUUUGGUAACAUACAGACAAGGCUCUAGUGAAUUUGUUGUCUUAUCCUCUGCACUCUACUUUAGCCAGUGCUGAAUGUAAACCUGUUCUACAAGAUAAGCUCUCAGAGGUGUUUGCCAGCUAGAUAUCUUCUUAUGAUUGUGGAGAGCUCUGUGAAGCACCGAAGGAAGGGUCAUGCAGGCUGGCAAAAAUGGGUGAAAAGCUUCGGCAAGCUCCUGAAUCGCAAGGAAAGAUAUCUCUUUAUGCCUAUCCGAGUAUUGCUCACCGGAAAACUUCAAGGGCCUGACAUGGGAGGCAGUAUACUUCUGAUAUAAAAAUGAGGUACUUAUAGAGUAAUUAGUCCACAAACAGGUUUUGUACCAUUAGAUGAGAGGAUUCAGAUGCUAAGGGAGGUGGAGUGGGAGUUCUUGAAAAAGGAGGUGACACUACCAGAAUCCAUUGCUGGUGUAUCUCACUAGGAUUACUGACCCACGCGCACCUCACGUGACAACAUAUGAGGGCAGGGCUCCACACGCCAAUUUCGAAUUUCAAAUAUCGCGAGCCGUUGGGGCGGGCAGGCGAGCGAGCAUCAAGAAAAGGUUGAGAACAAUUAAUAGAAAAAGAAAAGAGAUAUCUAUAAGUAAACCCCUUCUCUUGUUGCCCAAAAGAGAACACAACCCUUCGUUCAGUCUCAUCUUUUCUCCUCCUUUCUUCCCUUGCUCGAUCGAGCCACACAGCGACAAUCGGAGAGACAGACUGAGAGAGAGAGAGGAUGGCGACAACGGUGCGGCAGCAGCAGCAGAGUCGGGCGAUGGACGCGUACGAGAAGCUGGAGAAGGUUGGGGAAGGGACGUACGGGAAGGUGUACAAGGCCAGGGAGAAGGCCACCGGCAAGAUCGUCGCCCUCAAGAAGACCCGCCUGCCCGAGGACGACGAGGGCGUCCCCCCCACCACCCUCCGCGAGGUCUCCCUCCUCCGCAUGCUCUCCGUCGACCCCCACGUCGUCAGAUUGUUGGAUCUCAAACAAGAUAAGAACAAAGACGGGCAAACCAUUCUGUAUCUCGUCUUUGAGUACAUGGACACCGAUCUCAAGAAAUACAUCAGAAGCUUCCGUCAGAACCAUGAACAGAUUCCGCCCGAAACUGUGAAGAUUCUGAUGUAUCAACUAUGUAAAGGAAUUGCGUUCUGUCAUGGGCGUGGGGUGCUGCACAGAGAUCUGAAGCCUCAUAAUCUCUUGAUGGAUCGAAAGACUAUGAUGUUAAAAAUCGCAGACCUUGGACUUAGUAGAGCAUUCACUAUUCCUCUCAAGAAAUAUACUCAUGAGAUCCUGACUCUUUGGUAUCGAGCUCCAGAGGUGCUCCUUGGGGCCACACACUAUUCAACACCGAUCGAUAUGUGGUCAAUCGGCUGUAUUUUUGCUGAACUAAUUACAACCCAAGCACUUUUUGCUGGCGACUCUGAACUGCAGCAGCUUCUUCAUAUUUUCAGGUUACUGGGUACUCCAAAUGAUGUAAUUUGGCCUGGUGUAAGCAAAUUGCCUAAUUGGCACGAGUAUCCUCAGUGGAGCCCCAAGAGUUUGUCAUCUACUGUUCCUAAUCUGGAUGAUAAUGGAUUGGAUCUACUCUCGAAGAUGUUGCAGUAUGAGCCUUCAAAGCGGAUUUCAGCAAAGAAAGCUAUGGAACACCCAUACUUUGAUGAUGUAAACAAGGCAUAUUACUGAGCUUCUGACUGCUUGCUGUGGCUUUGGUUUAAGAACUAACAAGUUAAAUCGUCAUAAUAUGUGGCUAUUAUGGAUUAGCUUUUCUCGAGCAUUCUAUUGUGUUUUGUGGAAUGCUUAUAACUACUACUUGCUUUCACUAAUUUGUUUGCGUAACCUUUCCAUCUAUUGGAUUGGCUUUUCUCGA
Messenger RNA from Musa acuminata AAA Group (dessert banana), 2362 nucleotides. RefSeq names its product cyclin-dependent kinase B2-1-like. The coding region runs from base 1231 to 2178 and encodes 315 amino acids. Gene Ontology annotation, cellular component: cytoplasm; cyclin-dependent protein kinase holoenzyme complex; nucleus. Gene Ontology annotation, biological process: regulation of gene expression; protein phosphorylation; signal transduction. The record is from RefSeq and is a predicted model, not a curated record. Gene Ontology annotation, molecular function: cyclin-dependent protein serine/threonine kinase activity; cyclin binding; ATP binding. NCBI's taxonomy places the organism in Eukaryota, Viridiplantae, Streptophyta, Magnoliopsida, Zingiberales, Musaceae. The transcript has 13 exons.